AUGCCUCAAAAAGAAUCUGUUUCAACCGACAAGGCACCACCGCCAUUGCCCUUCUUCUCCCAGGCCAUCAAGUGUCAAGGAAUGGUUUACUGCUCUGGUAGCAUUGGAAUGGAUGUCACUACCAUGAAACUUGUCGAAGGAGGAAUUGCUGAUCGAACCAGACAAUCACUCCUCAAUCUUCGGGCGGUCCUCGAGGCAGCUGGCAGUAGCAUUGAUAAUGUGGUCAAAGUCAAUGUCUUCUUGACCGACAUGCAAAAUUUUGCAGCCAUGAACAAUGUCUAUGCAGAAUUCUUCCAUAAGGAUCCCAAGCCAGUUAGAACAUGCGUUGCGGUACACCAGUUGCCAUUGGGAACAGAUGUGGAAAUUGAAUGUACAGCUCAUCAGUAA
Sclerotinia sclerotiorum 1980 UF-70 is the source of this 387-nucleotide messenger RNA. RefSeq names its product Brt1. Lineage: Eukaryota; Fungi; Ascomycota; Leotiomycetes; Helotiales; Sclerotiniaceae. The transcript is spliced from 2 exons. The record is from RefSeq and is a predicted model, not a curated record. Gene Ontology annotation, molecular function: deaminase activity. Gene Ontology annotation, cellular component: cytosol; mitochondrion. Bases 1 to 387 code for a protein of 128 amino acids.